AAAAUCCCCGGUUUGAAUCCCUGCCUGAAGGGUGACCCUUGUGAAAGUUUUCAGAUAGACCAUUCAGAGAUAAGCCGGAAAUUCCACAGAAAACUUGUGAAAAGAUGUACUGCUCUUUCGGUGCUUUGUGUCUAGUGGACCAAAUCACGCAGCAGGCUUACUGUCGUUGUGAGGAGCGUUGCCCGGAUGUAUUCGCGCCUGUCUGUGGCAGCGACAGCGUUACUUAUUCUAGCGACUGUCAACUGCAGAUGGCCUCUUGUUCACAACAGCGGAGAAUUUACAUACAUCACCAAGGACAAUGCGAUGUAAAAGACCCUUGCAUGGACAAGGAGUGUCAUUUUGGUUCAAAGUGUCGGCCUUCAUUGGACGGCAGGACAGCAGAGUGUGUGUGUCCAGAAAAAUGUGCCAACUAUGGGGACAGCCGUGGAUCGCGGCCCGUCUGUGGAAGCGACGGGAGGGAUUAUCCUAACGUGUGUGAACUGGAACGAGCAGCAUGCAAACAGAUGAGAGAGAUUAUCAUCAAAUAUCAGGGUCACUGCGAUCCCUGCGAAGGUGUGGAAUGCCCGGCUUCCCAAGUGUGCCAGCUGGACGAGCACAGGAACCCGAUCUGUAGAUGUAACUCGGUGUGUACUCCGGACUUGAGACCCGUGUGUGGAUCGGACGGGAAGACGUACACAAACGAAUGCACUUUGCGCGUUGAAGCGUGCAAAUCAAGGAAAAACAUUCGUAUCAUUUACACAGGAGAAUGCAGUGCAGGUGCUAAUCCAUGCGAAAGUCUUCAGUGCGGGCCCAACCAAGAAUGUGACAUCGACCGUUAUGGAAUUGCGACCUGUCAAUGCCCUCCGACCUGUGAGCCGGUCAUGCGACCCGUCUGUGGCUCAGAUGGCCACACUUACCACAACGACUGCGACCUCAACCGACAGUCAUGCCUUAUGAAAAGAGAGGUCACUUUGGCCUACAGAGGAGAAUGUGGAGAGAGGGGUCCCUGUCACAAACACGUUUGUCAUUUCGGAUCGAUUUGUGUCGUCAAAAGUGGCUAUGCUGUAUGCGAAUGUCCAGCCUGUUCAGAGGAGUUUGAACCUGUUUGCGGAACAGAUGGAAUAUCAUACACGAAUGUUUGCAAACUGAAACAAGAAGGAUGUGACCAGAAAAUUGAUAUUGAUAUUGCAUACACUGGAUUCUGCAAUGGAUGUGAGAAUAAGAAGUGUGAAUUUUAUGCAGUUUGCGAAAGCAACGGAAAAAAUGAAGCUCGGUGCAUCUGCCCCCACACUUGCAUCAAGGUGGAGUCAUCAGUAUGCGGAACGGAUGGUGUAACCUAUCUCAACGAAUGUGAAAUGCGAGUGGCAGCAUGUAAUAAAGGUCAAUAUGUUGCAGUGGGAUCCAGAGGACCUUGUGAUUUAUGUCAAAAUGUGCAUUGCAAGUACGGAGCCCGUUGCGAAAACGGCCAGUGCGUGUGCCCAGUAAACUGUCCUGAUAAUUAUGAGCCAGUGUGCGUCACGGAUGGAAGCACGUAUCCCAACGAAUGCGAAAUGAGACGGGAGGCCUGUAUUAGGAGUCAGGAUCUCAGUGUCCUUUUCUAUGGUGAAUGCGGAGAUGUUGGAAGCUCUGGACAAGACAUGGGAUCAGGUGGUAAAGGCUGCCAGGAAAAGAAUUGUCAAUUCGGCUCCGUCUGCGAAUAUGACCUAAAUGGCUUCCCGCAAUGCGUGUGCAACUUCGAUUGUCCGCAAACCCGAAAGCCUGUCUGUGGCUCAGACAACAUCAUACACAACAAUGAUUGCUCUCUGAGAGAAGAAUCAUGUCGCCAGCAAGUUCAGAUAUUUAUUCUGCCGAGUGCAUUAUGUGAAGAAUUUAAGGAUGUGCCUUGUGAUGGGGAAGCACCUUUAGUGAAUCCUGUGACUGGUAGAGAGUACACAUGCGGAGAGGAUGAACCCCAUAGAUAUUGCCCUCCUAGUAGUUAUUGCCAUAAAACGUCGAGUUUUGCCAAAUGUUGUAGAGAAGUUGCUAUGAUCAAAACCUGUGCUGAUACAACGUAUGGCUGUUGCCCAGACGAUCAGACUGCUGCCUUGGGUCCUAACAAUGCCGGAUGUCCAAGUGUAUGUAACUGUAACAGACUCGGUUCGUAUGGCUUAACAUGUGAUGCUGAAACCAAGCAAUGUUCCUGUAAGCCUGGUGUUGGAGGCUUGCGGUGUGAUAGAUGUGAACCCGGUUACUGGGGACUCCACAAAGCAACCGAAGGAAACAGCGGGUGUUCUUCUUGUAACUGUAACCAAUACGGAUCGGUUCGAGAUGAUUGUGAACAAAUGACUGGGCGCUGUGUUUGUAAACAAGGAAUAAAAGGCAUGAAAUGCGAUGUCUGUCCGUCUGGAACUGUGUUAGGCCCUGAAGGCUGCAUGGACGUGUCAAUCUCCAAGGCAGUGUCCGGUACUUGUUCUGAUAUGCGGUGCCUUCAUGGAGCCUCAUGUCAGGAGAAGGACGGCCUUGCCCAAUGCACGUGCAACAUCCACUGUUCUCCAGCAGAAAACAAAGACACCGUUUGUGGCACAGACGGAAAUACUUACGGCUCUGAAUGCCAAUUGCUUCAGUUCAGCUGCAGAUAUCAGAAGCCAAUAGCGGUGGCGUCAAAUGGACCCUGCAAACGAGGAGGACAAUCACCACAUUUAGUUCCUACACCAGGACCAGUAAGGAGAUCAACGGUCCAGAGAACAGCUGCAGCAGAUCAUUCUGAGACGAAAUCGACUCGGGACAUCACUCUUAGCAGAUCCGAAACUUAUCAAUUAACGACAAGACCGACAGUAGCUACACCUGUUACACUAGAAAAUUUUAUUGAGACUCCAUCCUUUUUCGGACGAUCCUACUUAGAACUGCCUCGACUUCAAGCUUAUACUAGGUUAUCUCUAGAGCUCGAAUUCAGAACAUUUGCAAAAAAUGGAAUAUUAUUGUAUAAUGGCCAGACAGCAACAGGAACAGGAGAUUUCGUUUCACUAGCUAUAAAGGAUGGAUUCGUAGAAUUCAGGUACAAUUUAGGCAACGGCCCAGUCGUACUCCGCUCGCCACAAAAACUUCAUCUGGGUAAAUUACAUCGUCUCAUAGCCAAACGAUAUUUGCGGGAUGGAAUGUUGACUUUGGAAGGCCAGGAAGAUGUCGCCGGUCGCAGCCAAGGGUCUCUCAAAUCUCUGGAUCUCGGAGAAAACUUGUAUCUUGGAUAUGUUCCAACAGAAAGAAAAGGAAUAUUCGAGAACAUAGCUGUGAGUACUGGAAUGAUAGGAUGCAUUCGGCGCUUGAAGAUUGGCAAGAAAGAAGUUGACCUCCGCUACCCGACAUCGAAAGAUAUCAUCAGAGGAAAUGGCAUUCACGAGUGUGGUGCUAGUUCAUGCAUGAAUAUGCCCUGCAAGAAUAAUGCUAUUUGCGAACCUGUCGGUGAAAGUGACUACCUUUGUUCUUGUCUACCAGGAUUCGCUGGCAAAACAUGUGAAGUAUUAGAAGAUGCUUGCUUGAACAACCCUUGUACGGACGGAUCUACGUGUGUGCCACAUGAUCAACAUGGAUUUAUAUGUAGAUGCCCUCCAGAUAGAACGGGGAAGUUGUGCGAAAAAUCUAUUAUUGAGACGGAAGGCAUCUUCGUUCCUGACUUCAAUGGGCAAUCAUAUCUGGAGUUCCCAACAUUGUCGAAUGUCCGGCAAGCGUUUAAUAUCGAAGUAUGGUUCUUGACAAGAUCUUUGCACGGCACUCUGCUGUACAAUGGUCAGCAAGCUUCUGGCAAAGGGGAUUUCGUCGCGAUCACAAUAUCGGAUGGAUAUAUCGACUUUCGAUACGACUUGGGAAGCGCCGUCCAAUCAGUGUCUGGAGUGGUUAGUAUUAGGAGCCCCGAGCCCGUCUCCCUAAACGAAUGGCACGCUGUGAAGGUAAAUCGACUGUGGAAAAACGGCACUUUGCAAGUGGACGACGGCCAUAUUUCAAGCCAGGAAUCAGCGGCCUCUCUGACGGAGCUGAAUCUGGAGCACAACUUGUACGUUGGCGGCGUGCCAAACCUGGAGAUGGUCAACCCAGGAGCCGGAGUGCGAAUGGGACUAGACGGAGCCAUCCAACGGAUCACAGUUAAUGGAGACAUAUGGGACAGGCUGAUGGCCCGGGCUAUAUGGUCCCACGGCGUUCGAAGAUACAGGGGACCACCGUGUGAUGAAACGUCCCAGUGCCUCAAUGAGGGGGUCUGCAUUCCUCAACUGAAUGUGCCUUUGUGUCGAUGUCCAUUGUACUUCUGGGGCUCCAAAUGCGAAAAAAGAAUUGCUAAAGAAGACUUAGAACGCCCUGUUGCUUUUGGAGGAAGUGAUUUCUUGAGUUUCUCGAAUAAACAAAGCACAAAAGCAGAGGGUCAGCGGGAGACCAACAUUGAGGUGACAUUCCGAACCAGUCACCAUAAAGGAUUGCUCUUGUGGACCAAUAAAGGAGCAACAAUUCGAGGUGACUACUUGGCUCUGGCUAUCAGCAAGGGUUAUGCUCAGCUUAGCUUUAAUCUCGGAAAACAGAAGGAACCUCUGCUGAUAACAAGCCUCCACAGAGUCGAUGACUCUAGGUGGCACACUGCACUUAUAGAAAGAAACAUGAGAUUUGGUACAUUGACUAUGGAUGACAAUCCUCCGAUCAGCAAUACCUCGGAGCCAGGUGCAACUGAGUUAAACACAGAUGGAGUUUAUUGGAUUGGGGGAUUUCCAAGCCUCCCAGCUGGACUGCCCGAAGACUACUAUCACGGCUUCCGAGGGUGCAUUGAAUCAGUGGUGCUCGAUGGUGACCCCCUCCAUUUAGUGAUGCACGGAACUGGAGAUGUGACUUUUUGCGACGAUUCUUGAUGACACGCGACUGGCGACUUUUCUAUUUACGACAAGUCACUCAGACCAAUGAUAGGUCAUAAUAAAGCAUUCCAUUUCAUCAACUCACAUGCUGCGAUGAAGCAGUAAAUGCGCCGUCAAUUUUUCAAGAAUUUUCGCCAUAACGAUUGGAAAUUCUAGCCAAGUUUGGCGAUUCUUUACAAGACAUUGGCUACUUUACGCCAAAUGUGUAAACUGAUGAUACAUUUCGUAAAGACGAUGAAAAAUAGAUGUUCUAUGUUUGAAAAAGUAUAUGAAUGAGCUUCAUGAUCAAACACAAAUGGAUUCAGCGACGACUGGUCAGAAAUCUCUGAUAUAUACAUUAGGUGUUUUGAAGUGUUGAAAAGUUGUGUUCAAUUUGUAUUUUAAGUUAUACUUUUAGUAUGGAAUCGCAAAGAACUUGACAUGCAGAUUUUUCUUAUUCAGAGCAGAUUUUUCUUUUUCAGUGGAAAUAAAAACGUAAGACAUCCGUCUAUUAUUAUGAAGCAAAUACAACCUUGCACAAGAUGUAAAUGCAGGGUUACUGCGGAAGUUCGUACGUUUUCUUACAUGAAAUAACACAAGAUUGAUUUCAUUUUUUUUUAUUCUUUAUUAAUGUGAACAUUAAACAAUCAUAAAAAUUUAAAUAUUCAAUAUUAACUUAAGCGUAGAUAUUUGGUUUUUGGUACAGAAUUGUGGACAUGUUCACACUCAGAUGUAUCAGCAAAAAUAUAACAAUUUUUUUGGACACUGUAUCAAUAGAUUUUUUUUUAUUAAAUUUGAAGCAAAAGUAUGAUAAAAAAAGUGAAAAGAUUGGAAAAAGGAAUUAGGUUUUUACUUUAAUCUUAUGAUAAAUGUAUAUUUUUUUAUUAUUUGUUUGAGCUGAUAUUUUUAUAAUUAUUC
Argiope bruennichi is the source of this 5744-nucleotide messenger RNA. Its product is annotated as agrin-like. Gene Ontology annotation, molecular function: calcium ion binding; protein binding. The coding region runs from base 105 to 4844 and encodes 1579 amino acids. The record is from RefSeq and is a predicted model, not a curated record. Gene Ontology annotation, biological process: multicellular organism development; cell differentiation. NCBI's taxonomy places the organism in Eukaryota, Metazoa, Arthropoda, Arachnida, Araneae, Araneidae. The transcript is spliced from 30 exons.